Molecule: messenger RNA, 1521 nt
Organism: Fusarium vanettenii 77-13-4
Lineage: Eukaryota; Fungi; Ascomycota; Sordariomycetes; Hypocreales; Nectriaceae
Exons: 3
Coding region: 1-1521 (506 amino acids)
Source: RefSeq, a predicted model, not a curated record
AUGCCCACGUAUCUAUGCCACGGAUUUCGAUGGCAUCGCCGGGCCAUCCGCAUUUACGUCAUUCUCAACGACCUCGAGGAUGCUGCUUCAAACUGGAUUAUUGGACCUGCGACUUCUUCAUCCAUCAUCGAUCAGUUCUACACCUCAUACGACUUUCUCCCUGAGGUUGCACCGCCACAGCAGGAGGCCAGCGUCAGCAUCAAGGCCAAGAAGGAUGAUGAACACCUCGAUGAUGACCUCUCGCUCCCACCAUCGCGUGUGCCACCUGAGCAUGAUGGCGUCCUUAUGCACUCAUGGUCCGCCGUCAAGUUACUGGAGGAGUAUGAUCCCGAAGACAUCACGACUCCCUGCAGGCCGUACGCUUACGUUGCGGAUUAUGUGGUGCGGGUCGACUUGAGCGUGGAUGUGGCUGGUGAGAUGGCCAAGUACUAUGAGAAGAUGGCAGGUGAAGAUGGGUGGAUUGUGAAGUUGAGAGAUGAGCUGCAGAAGGGAGAGCCGGUGAGAUGGUAUGUCGUUGUUUGUGGCGAUGAGGUCAGGGACUUUCCGGGAGAGAGUGAUGAUGAGGAGAGCGAAGAAGAUUCAACGUCUGAGUAUGGUGGUGAAGCAGACGAUGCUCUUACAGCGCUGGAUGAUAGCCCAGAGGAGCAAGAAGGGCGCUCAACACCGAGACCUCCCGAACAAGAGUGGCCAGACAUCCGCCAACCUAUCCAACCCAGCGAGCCCCUUCCACAGAGGCUAUCAACUUCAACGACAUCGUCGUCACAGUGGUCACAAGAAGAUGCAGCAGCGCCGCCGAGACUAACACCGGAUAUCCAAAUACCACUUCUUCGAACCUUUGAUAGUGACUCGUCACGGUAUUCAACAUCGACGGCGUCGGGACUCUACCACGAUGGAGACCGCUUGUUGCUAGAGCCUGAAGAGUUCGUGAUGGCGCAGUCACCCGCGCGGACUCCUUUACGGGAGGAGGCACCAGACAUUGUCAUGCCCAUCAGAGCCGAGGAGCUCAACCCAUCCCUAUCAGCGUGGUCGACUACACCGAGCCCGCAUACUGAGCUACCAGACCCGAGCUCACAUCCAUACGCGGAGGUUAUGCCAUCUAGAUCACCUUCGCCAACGUCCCCGGUUACUAGACUUUCAGACACCUUCACCUACAUCACCAAAUCCUCCACGGCCAGGGCCAGGGCUGAAGAGCUCAUUGAUCAACCCCAAACAUCUUCAACUAUCUCGAACGCCCUCGCCAACUUCACCAACUUCGCUCGACUCUCCAUCAAGUCUGACAAGGCCAUUACUCAACCCACAAGCUCUUCACCCUUCUCAAACCCCAUCCCCGACUUCGCCGAACCCACUGACAAGGUCGCUGGUAAACCCUCAAGAUCUCCAGCCAUCACGGACACCCUCGCCUCCUUCACCUACUUCAUUGGGUCCCUCACAAGCAAGGCAGCUGAUCAACCCCCAGCACCUCCGGUCUCAAACGCCUUCACCAACAUCAUUAGGGACUUCACAGCCAAAGCCACUUAUUAA